Molecule: messenger RNA, 561 nt
Organism: Pipistrellus nathusii (Nathusius's pipistrelle)
Lineage: Eukaryota; Metazoa; Chordata; Mammalia; Chiroptera; Vespertilionidae
Source: the annotation of a GenBank genome assembly
AUGUUCUGGAAGCUCUGUCUGACCUUGACCCUGGCGGCCGCACUGGUGAGGGCGGCCGAUGGCAGGAAGAACCGGCCUGCGGGCGCCAUCCCCUCGCCCUACAAGGACGGAGGAGGAGGAGGAGGAGGAGGAGGAGGAGGAGGAGGAGGAGGCAGCAACAACUCGGAGCGCUGGCAGCACCAGGUCAGGGAGGUCAAGGAGGUGCUGGCGUCCAGCCAGGAGGCGCUGGUGGUCACGGAGCGCAGGUACCUGAGGAGCGACUGGUGCAAGACGCAGCCGCUGCGGCAGACGGUGGGCGCCGAGGGCUGCCGCAGCCGCACGGUGCUCAACCGCUUCUGCUACGGCCAGUGCAACUCCUUCUACAUCCCGCGCCAGGCCCGUCGCCCCGAGGACGCCGCCUCCUUCCAGUCCUGCGCCUUCUGCCGGCCCCAGCGGGUGGCCUCCGUGCUCGUGGAGCUGGACUGCCCCGGCCUGGACCCACCCUUCCGGCUCAAGAAGAUCCAGAAGGUGAAGCAGUGCAGGUGCAUGUCCGUGAACCUGGGCGGCUCGGACAAGCAGUGA